AUGGCAACAUCAACACGACAAUUUUCGACAAUUAACAAUAAUAUGCGAGAAGAAAAUGAUACAACGAACAAUUCAAAGGAGCCAUCACAACAAAAGUUAUCAUAUCACGAAAUCAAACAAAUGAAAAGAAUGAAAGAACUGGAAGAGCGACUAACGAAGGGUAAAGGUGUCGGAAAACUCUUUACAAAUCCAAAAGAGAAACAAUUAGUUGUUACGGGACUUAUUUUAACCCUUGUUUUUUGUUUAGCUUCUUUGUUGUUUUCAAUUUAUAGAGUUUACGAUACACGGCUUCAAAAGCAAAUUAGAUAUUUUCCAUCCCCUUUUGUAAUGUUGAAUGAGAAUGGAAUAACCUGUGUAGAUUUCUUUGGAACUUUCUCGAUAAAUGUUCCAAAGGAACAUCUUCCUGAUGAAAUAAUUGAAGAAUUUGAGAAGAAGUCAUACAAAUAG
Molecule: messenger RNA, 447 nt
Organism: Naegleria fowleri
Lineage: Eukaryota; Heterolobosea; Eutetramitea; Acrasida; Naegleriidae
Exons: 2
Coding region: 1-447 (148 amino acids)
Source: RefSeq, a predicted model, not a curated record